Brassica oleracea var. oleracea is the source of this 828-nucleotide messenger RNA. RefSeq lists its product as uncharacterized. The record is from RefSeq and is a predicted model, not a curated record. The transcript has a single exon. The coding region runs from base 1 to 828 and encodes 275 amino acids. Gene Ontology annotation, molecular function: RNA-DNA hybrid ribonuclease activity; nucleic acid binding. NCBI's taxonomy places the organism in Eukaryota, Viridiplantae, Streptophyta, Magnoliopsida, Brassicales, Brassicaceae.
AUGGCGCUGCAGAGGAGGGGAAUCUUAACACAUCCAGUGACUUGUGCGCGAUGUGGAGCUCCGGAGUCAGCCGAUCACUUGUUCUUACACUGUAGGUUCGCGAGACAAGUUUGGGAUAAUAUCCCACUCACGAGAACUAUAGACAUCGGAACGAACUCCACUUUUGACCAAUGCCUGGCAGCCUCACAUGAUCUGGUAUGCCUCCCUCCGACGGGAGUGUCGGGCAACAUUUUCUCUUGGGUAUGCUGGUGCAUAUGGACAGAAAGGAACCUCCUGGUCUUCGAGGACAGAACACUAGACGCUAAGGACAUCAGCUGCACCUCCAUUAAACUUGCGCGAGAAUGGCAGGAGGCCCAAGCACACAAACCUCUCCCGGCACACAACUUAGGAGGCAACAACUCUCAUAUACGGGAGCUCACAUCGAUGACUGUUUCUACUCUGUUCACAGACGCGGCAUGGAAAGCCCAAGAUAGAACUGCAGGAUGCGGCUGGAUUAUACAUAAUCCACAAGAGAGAGAAACAACGAGUGGCACAUCGACUGAACUCUGUGUCGCAUCACCUUUGAUGGCGGAAGCCUUGGCUGUUCGCGAAGCCCUGCUGCACGCAAAGGCCCUCCAUCUCUCCAAUAUCUGCCUCAAAUCAGAUAACCAAGUGCUUGUCAAAGCACUAAACUCGAAGCAACAUCCGGUGGAACUCUACGGAAUCAACUUGGAUAUCGAGAACCUAUCCUCCUCGUUUUGUUCUAUUUCUUUUGUCUAUGUCUCUAGGAAUUUGAAUUCUGCUGCAGAUGCUUUAGCAAAGUCUGCCAUGUACUACUUGAACCCUUAG